ACCGUCGGUCCGGAACGUGACUUUCUUCUCGACGCCCAUCUCGUCUGUCGGCCGCUCUGCUGCCCUCCGCGUGUCGCCGACUGACAUCGGUCGCUCGAUAGGUACUUACUAUCACGGUUCAGGAAGGACACCGCAGGACGCUGAGGAACCAAAAUGAAGGCCAUAAAAGGCGUCCUGCUCACCUGCGACUCGGCCGUGAAGCAGAUUCUGUUGACCAUGAACGAGAAGGAGAGCUUCAUCAUCGAGGACCUCGAUGAUUAUCACGUUGUCAUCAAAGCCGACGAGGAGUGGCGGGUUCGGCGGGAACUGGAGGCUGAGCUCGAGAAGAACACUUACAGUUUGGAGUGAAGUCUCCCUCGCCAUCGCAAUAGAUGCUGUGUGCUGUAGUGGCAAUGGAAAUCGGUGUACUUGUAUCAUAUUAUGUUAGGUGAUUCAUUCAUCUUUUGAGCCGCUCA
Molecule: messenger RNA, 455 nt
Organism: Rhodofomes roseus
Lineage: Eukaryota; Fungi; Basidiomycota; Agaricomycetes; Polyporales; Fomitopsidaceae
Product: nucleotide excision repair TFIIH subunit
Exons: 4
Coding region: 154-348 (64 amino acids)
Biological process (GO): nucleotide-excision repair, preincision complex assembly; transcription initiation at RNA polymerase II promoter; transcription by RNA polymerase II
Cellular component (GO): transcription factor TFIIH holo complex; transcription factor TFIIH core complex
Source: RefSeq, a predicted model, not a curated record